AUGACCACCCCCGCCACCACCACCACCACCUCCAUCACCCCCACCUCCGACGGCGACCUCGGCUGGCUCACGAGCCGCGCGCACAACGACAUCAUCUACGAGGCCUUCAUGCACACCGUUGAGGCCCUCUCCCGCCUGCGCCCCAACGUGGUCCAGGAACUCAUGGGCACCGUCACGUCCGGCCCCCACGACCGCGAGCACAUCCGCACAGCCAUCAUGAGUGUUUACCUCUCGCGCGACCCGCGCACGCAGGAGGCGAUUUUUGCCGGGUGCGUCAAGUACUACAGCCUCCUGAGGGCUGCGCGCUUCCCGCCCGGUCUGCGCUUCCUGUGGUUCCGCGCCCUCUUCGCGGUGUUUGUCUGGAACAGAAUCGACUACGCUAUGGACAUUCCCCUCGACCUCGACAACCCGAUCAUCGCGCGCGCGUUCAUCAUGCCCUUCUUCCGCGCCUUCCGCGCGGCGGCGCAAACAGCGUCUCGGCGGGACGACAAGCGACGACUUGAAGUGGCGGCGUCGAGUCGAGUUUCACAAGUGGCAUCCAUUUCAUCCGUACUGUGCUUGCCUGGGAGUCUUGUGGCCCUCUACAUUCCUAGUUUCACAUGCAAGCUGUGUAUCAAACGCUUCCUGCCCCGCAAGCUCAAGCGCACUACCUCGCUGUACGAGGAGCCUGUCCACCGUCUGCCCUACGACACGCUCUUUGACCGCGAGCACGCCUUCCGCUACUCCUGCCACCGCAAGUUCAUCCCCAACAGCCUCGCGGCGCUCGACCUGGCCGGCACGGACGGGCUCGACGCCGACGCGCACGCGGUGCGCGAGGGCAUCGUCGAGAUCUCGGAGCAGCUGUCCGACGUCAACCCGUACACGCAGCUCCGUAUCGGCCGCCGCCGCCUCCGCCAGAUGACGGUGGACGACCUCACCGCCGCCGUCGUCGCCUUCUUCUCGUCCCACCUCCCCAAGGUCGAGGAGGCCAAGUACCAAGGCUGGGCACGUUACCGCCACUGCAUGAUUGCCUCCGCCGCGAGGGCGUCAAGACGCCCUACGAGCCAAGACCGACGGGAACGCAACGUGCACUACCAUUCCAUGCGCUCAUAUGCGAGUAUCAUCAUCAUCAUGCCAGAGGGUUCCUCCAUUCAUCGGUCAGCGUCCGUUUAG
Molecule: messenger RNA, 1152 nt
Organism: Vanrija pseudolonga
Lineage: Eukaryota; Fungi; Basidiomycota; Tremellomycetes; Trichosporonales; Trichosporonaceae
Exons: 3
Coding region: 1-1152 (383 amino acids)
Source: RefSeq, a predicted model, not a curated record